AUGGCCGGAAGAACGCCCCAGAAAUUCCAAAUCCCGACUCAGCUCUUCAUCAAUGGCAAGCUUGUUGAUAGCCACUCCACAGAGCGACACGGUCUCUACAACCCGAUCGACGAGACGCUUAUCACCGAUCAAAUCCAAUAUGCGGUUGCCGAAGACGUAGAUGCUGCUGUGGCCGCUGCCCAGGCUGCCCUCCAGGGACCUUGGAAGAAGUUCACGGCCGCCGCGCGAGGAGACUGCCUCUUGAAGCUAGCCGAGUUGCUGCUCGAGCACAAGGAAGAAUUGGCCUGGCUCGAUGCCACACCCAUAGGAAAGCCCGAGGCGUUUUCCAAAAUGGAGGUUGAUAUGGGCGUCUCAAUCUUCAAGUACUAUGCCGGCUGGGCGGACAAGUACGUCGGAGAAUCCGCACCCGCCCACGACGGAUUCAUGAAGAUCGUCAGACACGAACCGCUUGGUGUGACUUGCGGAAUUAACCCGUGGAAUGGACCCAUCAGCACCAUGUGCCUUAAGCUGGCCCCGGCCUUGGCAACCGGAAACGUCAUGAUUCUCAAACCUAGCGAAAAGACUCCGUUCGGCACCAUCCGAUUCGCCGCCCUCGCCACAGAAGCUGGCAUCGUCCCGCCCGGAGUCAUUCAGACCUUGCCUGGCGACGGGAAGACCGGUGCUUUGCUUUCAAGCCACAUGGGAAUCCGCAAGAUCAGCUUCACCGGAUCCGUCGCAACGGGUAAGCGGAUCCAACAGGCCGCGGCCGCCAGUAACCUCAAGAGAGUCACCUUGGAGCUCGGUGGGAAGUCCCCGUCGGCCAUAUUUGAUGACUGUAACUUUGAAAAUGCCGUUUUCUGGAGCACAUUAGCGAUAACCCAAAAUACCGGCCAGGCCUGCUUUGCCGCCAGCCGGCUUUACGUCCAAGAAUCGAUUGCCGGAAAAUUCAUCGCGGCGUUCACGGAGGCGAUGAAAAAGAAGAUCGAGGGCCUCGGUACCGAGCUCGGUCCCCUUGCCGAUGCGUCCCAGCUACAGCGCGUUGCGUCGUUUUUCGAGCGUGACGCUGGAAAGACGCAGGUUCUUGUCGGAGGCAAGAGGCACGGCGACAAGGGAUGCUUCUGGGAGCCUACCAUUCUCUUCAACCCGGACCUAAACGCCGAACUGUACCGGGAGGAGAUUUUCGGUCCUGUCGUCUGCGUGCGGACUUUUAAGGACGAGGCUGAAUUCCUGCGGUUGGCGAAUGAUAGCGAGUUUGGCCUCAUGGCUGGUGUCUUUACUCAGGAUAUUAACCGGGCGAUGAGGUUGGCUGCUGAGCUUGACAGCGGUGUCGUAGGUAUCAACUGCGUAAGCUACAUUAACCUGGAGGCACCGUUUGGAGGGACUAAACAAUCGGGAGUUGGGCGAGAAAUGAGCCAUUAUGCUUUGAGAGCGUAUACCGAACCGAAGACUGUCCUGAUCAAGUAA
Messenger RNA from Scedosporium apiospermum, 1443 nucleotides. RefSeq names its product Aldehyde dehydrogenase. The record is from RefSeq and is a predicted model, not a curated record. The transcript has 3 exons. The coding region runs from base 1 to 1443 and encodes 480 amino acids. Gene Ontology annotation, molecular function: aldehyde dehydrogenase (NAD+) activity. NCBI's taxonomy places the organism in Eukaryota, Fungi, Ascomycota, Sordariomycetes, Microascales, Microascaceae.